AUGCUUCACCUCGACAGAAGCGACGUGGCCAUGAUCGAGAGUCUGGGUGCGAGCCGGAUCUGGGCACGGCGCGCAGUGCCAAACAUUGCAGCGGGCCAGCGCGUGCACCAGCGCGACCAGGCGUUCGGUGACAACGUGGCCGCGCGCAAGUCUGGCGUCUACCCCGACAAAUUCUGCAGAGCGGCCACCGCCUGCGCGAACGACGCCGCGGCGGACAAGCGCGCUGGGGGGCCAGGCCCCAUGGGCGGCGGAGAGGACUUCGCCGAGACUCACGACGCGAAGGCCGACGAGACUGUGGACGGCAGGAUCGGGCGGGCAGAGCUGGCGCUGCCCAAGAGACUACACGUCAACGUGAGCCACUUGUCUGAUGGAGAUCUGGGUCGCAGUCUGCAGCUCAUAGGCGCGAAGCUGGCCGUCGUCCAGGCCGCCCAAGGGCCGGUCGGCGCAGCGCGCCUGUCGCGGCAGCGACCUAGCGCAAGGAGACCAGCGCGCCUCCACUUCGUUCCAGAUUUUGGCGACGACGCCGGGUUCGACUACUUCGAGCUCAAGGGCGCGGAGGACAAGAACAACUGGUAUUUCCGCAUAGUUGGUCUAGCAACCACCUCCCACGUGGCGACCUUGAUCGACAACGAUGCCAGCCAGGAGUUCGCGCCCGCAUUCGAGAGGUGCUGGGCCUCCUGGGCAAGGGUGCUGGACCGAGUGCAUGCCCAUAUGGAGACGGGGUCUGGCGGCGCCCUGAGCGAGCUGCUCCAGUUUUCAACUCGGCGCAGCUACCUACCACUGGACAGGCGCAUUUACAGCUCGGAGCUCGCGGCCAGGACGAUCGAGCACUCGUCGGUCAAAGACAAGGACGAGAUGCACGCGCUGGGCAUCGUGGCGUCGGGCUCCAAGAACUCGCUGAGGCGGCGCGCGGGCUUCAGCCCGGCACAGUCACAGUGGGCGUUGGGGCGCGACCCCAAGACGGCGGCCGACCUGGCGGACGACGCAGCCGAUUGCAGCACCCGCAGCCUCGCCGCCAACGACGAGAAGAUCCGCCGACGGCAUGCCAUACGCACGGCGGCGCGGGAGUCGUUCAUGUAG
Molecule: messenger RNA, 1080 nt
Organism: Prorocentrum cordatum
Lineage: Eukaryota; Dinophyceae; Prorocentrales; Prorocentraceae
Source: the annotation of a GenBank genome assembly